GUGGUAGCACGGUAUACGUUUUUCUACUCCAAAUGUACUAUGAAUCAUGAACAUUUGUAUAUUAAAAUCUUCUUGUAUUCUUAACGAAGGACCAGUAAAAAAAGCAACUCGGUAGAUUCACGAAGAGUACGAUGCACCAAACGGAUAAGAGGCGUCCCUCCCUCUGAUACAAAACAGUUGAUAUUGACAGCUCUCGCCUCGAUCCGGGAUAACCUCUUGGUCCAAUCGACAGCCAGCGACAACUCUUGUCACGUCUAUACUCAACGAUUGCCAAAACGUUUUGCAAGAAUGGCGUGUCUUUUAUUGAACCAGGAAAAUGUGCACAUUAAGAUACCUUCAGCUGUCACUGUCGUCGGUAUCACUUAUUAUUGUAUCGAGGUUAGGAUUGCUUCGAUCAAAUGGACAGUAAAACACAGGUACAAUGAAUUUUCUGAGCUUCAUGAUAAACUUGUCUCAGAGAAUUAUGUUAAAAAAGAUAUAUUGCCACCAAAGAAACUUAUCGGUAAUAAGUGUGAAGCUUUUGUAGAAAAACGUAGACUAAGCUUAGAGGUCUACCUAAAUGAAGUAUAUAGCUAUUUAAAGAAAGCAAUGCCUAGGGAAUUGGCUGUAUUUCUGGAUAUGCACACAUAUGAUAUAUUUUUCCUACUACAGAGUAUGGCUUUAAAAUUUUUUAUAGAAGGUGAAAAUUUGUUACAAAAAUCCAAAACCUACAAGUUUAAUGUAAUACAGUUGUAUGCAAUCAGUGAAAGAUUGAAACAGCCUUGUCCGCCACUUGAAGCUGUUGACAAAAAAUAUCAAUUCAAUCAUGUUUUGGAUUUUAAUUCUCAUUUAACUGGUCUCAUCAUUGAAGGGAGCUCAGAGCCUUAUAGAACUAGCAAUAUUUAUUCCUCUUCAAUGUCAAUUGAACUAUCAAGUUUUAGGAAUAUAGAAGAGUUAAUCAUCAAUAGAUAUCCAAUGGAUAAUAUAUACCACAUGGGUAAUGUUCGAGAUACUGUGAAAUAUUUAAAAGUGAACAAUACGAAGCUCAGAAACAUUGUUGAAAUGGCAAUGUGUGAAGAAGUGCAUAAAAGUAUUGAAAAUGCAAAUGAUUCACAUGUCUGGUUUAAAGUCACACACCUAGAUCUAAGUGAUAACCGAAUAGAGACUAUAGAUGAAGCGAUUAAACUUUUACCGCAUAUAGAAUGCUUAACGUUAAAUAAUAAUUUGCUCUCAGAGAUUUCCAACAUCACUUUAUUACCGAGAUUGUCCCAGUUGUAUUUAGCGUCGAACAAUUUCACAACACUACCUGAUGAUCUGCAUACGAAACUCGGUUAUAUCGUGUACAUCGACUUGUCUCAGAACAAAUUAACAUCGUUGUCGAGUUUCUCGAAAUUGUAUUCAUUAGAGGGUUUGGACGUGAGUUGCAAUCGUAUCGAGAAAAUCGAAGAAGUGAAAAAUAUUGGCCACCUCCCUUGUUUAGAAAAUUUAAGAUUGACUGGCAAUCCUGUAUCGACAAUAGUCGAUUACAGAGUGAAAGUAUUGGAACCAUUUGGAAAAAGAGCAGCAGAUAUUUGUUUAGAUAAUGAAAAACCUAAUCAAAAGGAAUUAGACACAGUUUCUGUUCACCAAGCCUUGCGUAUUGCAAGAGAAGGGAAAUCACCUACAUUCACUGCAUCAGAUGCACCUUUGUUUUCUGCAGAGAUUCCGAGCUUAUAG
Molecule: messenger RNA, 1695 nt
Organism: Eufriesea mexicana
Lineage: Eukaryota; Metazoa; Arthropoda; Insecta; Hymenoptera; Apidae
Product: nischarin
Exons: 3
Coding region: 289-1695 (468 amino acids)
Cellular component (GO): cytoplasm
Molecular function (GO): integrin binding; phosphatidylinositol binding
Source: RefSeq, a predicted model, not a curated record